Fonsecaea multimorphosa CBS 102226 is the source of this 1839-nucleotide messenger RNA. RefSeq lists its product as uncharacterized. The record is from RefSeq and is a predicted model, not a curated record. Gene Ontology annotation, biological process: tricarboxylic acid cycle; mitochondrial electron transport, succinate to ubiquinone. Gene Ontology annotation, molecular function: electron transfer activity; flavin adenine dinucleotide binding; succinate dehydrogenase (quinone) activity. The transcript has 6 exons. Bases 1 to 1839 code for a protein of 612 amino acids. NCBI's taxonomy places the organism in Eukaryota, Fungi, Ascomycota, Eurotiomycetes, Chaetothyriales, Herpotrichiellaceae.
AUGUCAGGCGUCGCUGUAUUUGGCGGACCAAGGGACCCCUUUGCAGCGUCGUUUGUUGCCUCUGAGCCUUACUUCCUGGGUGCUGGUGCCGGACUUCGAGCCGCCGUAGGCCUCGUCGAGAGCGGACUCGACACGGCUGUUGUGACCAAGUUGUUUCCAACACGGUCUCAUACAGUGGCCGCCCAAGGGGGGAUCAAUGCUGCCCUAGCGAACAUGCACGAGGAUGAUUGGAAAUGGCACAUGUACGAUACGGUCAAAGGGUCAGAUUGGCUGGGUGACCAAGAUGCGAUCCAUUACAUGUGCCGCGAGGCCCCCAGAGCUGUGAGAGAACUCGAAGAGUACGGAAUGCCAUUCAGCCGCACCGAGCAAGGCACAAUUUAUCAGCGUCCCUUGGGAGGGCAGAGCCUGAAUUUCGGCACCGGUGGACAGGCCCACCGGACCGCAUGUGUGGCUGAUAGAACCGGCCACUCUAUGCUGCAUACACUGUAUGGCCAGGCCCUCAAGCAUAACUGCCAAUUCCAUAUCGAGUGGUUUGCACUGGACCUGAUGAUGGACGGGAAGAAUUGUAUCGGGCUGACGGCGCUUGACAUGGAAACGGGCACCUUUCAUCGUGUCUUUGCCAGGAACACUAUUCUCGCCACGGGUGGCUAUGGUCGCUGUUACUUUAGUGCAACUUCAGCACAUACCUCAACCGGCGACGGCCUAGCAAUGGCUGCAAGAGCUGGCCUCCCUCUUCAGGAUAUGGAAUUUGUACAAUUCCACCCCAGCGGCAUUUAUGGCGCUGGCGUUCUGAUUUCGGAGGGCGCCAGAGGUGAAGGGGGAUAUCUGCUAAACGGCGAAGGAGAGCGUUUCAUGGAACGUUAUGCUCCAACAGCCAAAGAUCUUGCAAGCCGUGACGUCGUGAGUCGGAGCAUGAACAUGGAGAUCAGAGAGGGCCGUGGGUGUGGUCCAGACAAGGAUCACAUCUUCCUCCAGCUGUCACAUCUGCCAAGAGAGAUCCUCAUGGAAAGGCUGCCAGGAAUUGCAGAGACUGCCAGCAUUUUCUCGGGUGUGGAUGUGACGAAACAGCCGAUUCCUGUUUUACCAACUGUACACUACUGUAUGGGAGGCAUACCUACAAACUGGAAAGGCCAAGUUUUAGAUGUGGACCCAAGCACUGGAGAAGAGACUGCUGUCAGAGGUCUAUAUGCGGCUGGAGAGGUUGCCUGUGUCUCGGUGCACGGCGCUAACCGCCUGGGAGCCAACAGCUUGCUAGAUAUUGUCGUCUUCGGCCGGGCUGCUGCCGGACACAUCGCUGAAAACAAUGAGAAAGGAAUGCCGUUCCUCAGGAAUGGGGGCAGCGUCUCGUCGGAGACAGGGGUGGAGGGUUUUGUUGACCUGGAACGCCUGCGAAACGCCGACGGAGAGAGGUUGACGGCUGAGCUUCGUGCGGACAUGCAAAAGAACAUGCAGAACGACAUAGCGGUCUUCCGAACGGAAGAAAGUUUGACGACAGGCCUCGGGAACCUUCAACAAGUGGAAAAGGACUUCAAUGCAGACGUUUGCGUGAAAGACAAGAGUCUCAUCUGGAACUCCGAUCUCGUGGAAACGUUGGAGUUGCGCAAUCUUCUGACAUGUGCUGCCCAAACCGCCAAGAGUGCACUCGAAAGAAAGGAGUCGCGCGGCUCUCAUGCUCGCGAGGAUUUCCCAGAAAGAGAUGAUCAGAAGUUCAUGCGGCAUUCCUUGAGCUGGCAGAGGGAUGUCGGCCAAGACAUAGCCAUUGGCUACCGGGAUGUGAUCUUUUCCACCCUCGAUGAGCAGGAAUGCCAGACUGUACCGCCGAAGAAAAGGUCAUAUUGA